Messenger RNA from Centrocercus urophasianus (Greater sage-grouse), 6783 nucleotides. RefSeq names its product estrogen receptor 2 (gene ESR2). Gene Ontology annotation, molecular function: sequence-specific DNA binding; nuclear estrogen receptor activity; steroid binding. Gene Ontology annotation, biological process: cellular response to estradiol stimulus; regulation of DNA-templated transcription; estrogen receptor signaling pathway. Gene Ontology annotation, cellular component: nucleus. Bases 475 to 2079 code for a protein of 534 amino acids. The record is from RefSeq and is a predicted model, not a curated record. The transcript has 10 exons. NCBI's taxonomy places the organism in Eukaryota, Metazoa, Chordata, Aves, Galliformes, Phasianidae.
ACAUCCAAACCAGCAUUCUUGUGCUUGAUCUGCAUGGUGUUCGCUGCAUGGUGAUUGUCAAGAUACACUGAAUUCAAUAUGUAGAGCUGUUUCAAGAGCAGAAGCCUCACUUUUUUGUGGAUGACAUUGACAACGUCACAUUUUUGCUCCUGCAUACUCAUGGAAAGUGGUCCCUUUGCAUACUGGAGCCCAUGGAGCUUUGUCUUACUUACAUCAGAUUUGGAUGCUGCUCUUUAUGUACUAUAUUAGUGAAUGGAAUAAACAGCAGCUGGGUCUGAAGUGCCUAAGAUGAUUUGAAUGAGUUCCUCGUUACUUUGCUGUAUAUCUUCAGUUUCACCAAUGGAAUGUGAAGUGAGAAGAGCCCUAAACUGUCAGUUUUAUUCAGGAAGACUUUCUCAUGUUUUUUGGUGAUGCUUCUACCAUCAGUCCUGUCUCUAGGAUGAAUAUUUGAACAACCUUUGGUCUCGAAUCAAAAUGUCCCUCUGUGCGUCUUCUCACAAGGACUUUUCUCAGUUGCUGCCACUUCAGGAUGUUGGAUGCAAUAAGACAGAAAUUAAAAACUCACCUGCUGGUAUUGGCUCUCCAGUUCCCUACAGCUGUAAUCAGUCUGCAUUGACAACAGAACACAGUCCAAUCUACAUCCCUUCGUCUUAUGUGGAAAACAGGCAUGAAUAUUCUGCAGUGGCGUUCUGCAGUCCUGCUGUGAUGAAUUACAGCAUAGCCAGCAAUUUUGGUGAUUCUGAGAGUGCAUCUGUGAGGCAAACAUCGAGCCCAAACAUGUUAUGGUCUGCUCCUGGCCACCUCUCCCCUCUGACACUGCACUGUCAGUCAUCACUUCUGUAUGCAGAGCAGCCUAAGAGCCCGUGGUGCGAAGUGAGACCUCUUGAACCAGUGCUGCCCGUCACCAGAGAGACAUUAAAAAGAAGAACUAGUGGUGAUGACUGUACAAGCCCAAUUGCAAGUAAUCCUGGCUCAAAAAGAGACGCCCACUUCUGCGCAGUCUGCAGUGACUAUGCUUCAGGAUAUCACUAUGGAGUCUGGUCAUGUGAAGGCUGUAAAGCAUUCUUUAAAAGAAGUAUUCAAGGACAUAAUGAUUACAUCUGCCCAGCUACCAAUCAAUGCACGAUAGACAAAAACAGGCGCAAAAGCUGCCAGGCAUGCCGGCUACGGAAAUGCUAUGAAGUGGGAAUGAUGAAAUGUGGCUCAAGAAGAGAACGCUGUGGGUAUCGAAUCCUGCGCCGCCAUCGUAAUUCGGAGGAUUGCAUGGGCAAAACCAGGAAGUACAAUGAGGCUGCAACCCGUGUAAAAGAGAUCCUCCUCAGCACAGUCAGUCCAGAACAGUUUGUUUUAACUCUGCUUGAAGCUGAGCCUCCCAAUGUGUUGGUGAGUCGUCCUAGCAAGCCAUUCACUGAGGCCUCCAUGAUGAUGUCCCUGACAAAACUGGCAGACAAAGAGCUGGUUCACAUGAUUGGCUGGGCCAAAAAAAUUCCUGGCUUUAUUGAUCUCAGCCUCUAUGACCAAGUCAGGCUCUUGGAGAGCUGCUGGAUGGAAGUUUUAAUGAUUGGUUUAAUGUGGAGAUCAAUCGACCAUCCUGGGAAAUUAAUUUUUGCCCCGGACCUUGUACUAGACAGGGACGAGGGGAAAUGCGUAGAGGGAAUUUUGGAAAUCUUUGAUAUGCUCCUGGCCAUGACCUCGAGGUUCCGAGAGCUGAAACUGCAGCACAAGGAGUAUCUGUGUGUCAAGGCAAUGAUCCUCCUCAAUUCCAGCAUGUUUCCCUUGUCAGCAGAAGAACCCGAAAGCAACAGGAAACUGCACCACCUGCUCAAUGUGGUCACAGAUGCUCUGGUGUGGGUUAUUGCAAAGAGCGGAAUCCCCUCCCAGCAGCAAACAACUCGCCUGGCCAAUCUGUUGAUGCUGCUCUCCCACGUCAGACAUGCAAGUAACAAGGGCAUGGAGCAUCUGCUGAGCAUGAAGUGCAAAAAUGUGGUCCCAGUGUAUGACUUGCUGCUGGAGAUGUUGAACGCGCACACACUCCGAGGGCAAAAGAAGUCCCCAGUCACACAUCCUGAGUUUGAAUAAGUUUCACAUUUCCAGGUCUGAACAGAAGUACGGGGCUGCCCCAAUAUGCAGGCAAAUAUACUGCAAAUAUGCAGGCUGUCCCUAGCCUCCAUUUGCUGAAAGUUAUGGGAGAAAACUAAGCUGCUGUGAUGGGACUGCUGGAGCGUGACCUAGUGCCAGUCCUCAUCUCUUGUCGAUUCGCAAUGGGAUAUCUUGGGAAAAGAUUGCGAGGCGCACACCUCUGUCUGUUUCUGACAUUAUAAUGGCUGCACUUUUAUAGUGCCUUCUGUGAGACUCUUAAAAGCACCUUACGAAAUUAAGCCUCAGAACAGUCCUGCGAGACAGGGAAUUAUUGCCUCUCCUUUUUAAAAGCAAAUGAGACAAAAAGAUAAAGUGACCGGGUUGAGAUGACAGAGGUCUGUGUGGGGGCCAGGGGUCAGGGCCUCGCUCUCUGAGUCCCAGCCCAAUCCUUUUAAGCACUAACUGAUCUUUUUCAGUGUGAGGUGGUAUGAAAUAUACAGCAGCAGUAUUUGGGACAAAUCUGCUUACCUGUGUGUGCUGGGCACUGGGCAACGCUGCUUUGCAGGUGAUGUGCACAGUGGAAAGGAGUUUCCUUUGUUCUUAAAUAUGCAAUGGCUGCAUGGGCCCUCAUUUGAGGGCCAUUCUGAAUAACAUCUUGGGCUAGUUCGGAGCCUCUUCAGAAAUGCGAAACCAAGCUUACAUUUGCAUUCUAUGAGCAAGUUCUUAACACCCGUGCUAUUACCUGUGUACAAUUCUUCAGCGCUUUAAAGCAGCACAAAACUGCCCCCUUCUUUCAGUCAGUGCUGACUUUUGAAAUGUGUUCUGUCUGUGACAUGAAGAUGUUGUUUUAUAUAUUUAUUAAUGGUGUUAAAUCUAUUAUAACAUUUAGGUACAAAAGGUUGCUGUGUGAAUAUCGUGUGCGUUCAUACGUGCUCUGCCAACCGGGGCUUGUGAGAUCAGUGGGGAAACGCCUGCAUUCCCUCCCCUUUUUUGACUGCCUGUGCGUCUGAGUCCUGCCCGCCCCAACCAUAGGGGUGGGGAAUGGGAGGCUGAGCUGGGCUGCUGCCCUCAGGUUUGCUGCUUGCUGGUUCUCCAAGCGCGUGAGACCUGAAGCUGUUCCAUAUUUUGUGCAGGAUCCUUCAGAAGUUUGUUUGACAGGUGCGAGGGCUUGUUUGAAUUGAAUGUCACUUGGGAUGCAGGCUGAGGCCUCCCUGUGUGCUGCCUUCUGCAUGUGUUUAAGACCCGCUAAGGAAAAUAAAGAAGGGAAAUAGCUCAGCUGACCACCUCAGCGAAGAGCAGAAUGGCACCAUUCGUUCCAGUCACUGCCAGUAUUGCAUUUUGAUGUGAGCUACAAUUGCAGUUGCUAUCAGUGGAAGUGUUUUACUAUAAUACAUGCGUGGUUUUGGCAUUGCGGGUGUGGUGACAUUAAACUGGGACUACCCCAAAAGUCCAUUUGGAGCCUAAGUCUUUUGGAUGAGGGACUUUGCGCUGUUCCCCCUUUGCAUGCUUUGAGUAUCUUGAAGACCCUUGAUCCUGGUGUUUUUUGAAGCCCAGGACAGUAUUUUUUAUAGGAGGGGCAUCAAGCAUUGUCAGUGAGUUGCACAGAUCUCUUGUCCUGUUUUUGAUCUUGUACUAUACCAGAUGCUGCUGCUGUCUCAAUUUUUACUGGCUACCUUUCUAUUGUUUAUAAGAAAUGUAAUAUAGCAGUGCCCUGCUAAAAUAUUUAAUAUUUACUACAAAAAAAAAAAAAAAAGGAAAAAAGAAAAAAAAUGUAAGUACAGUCUUGAAUUCAUUGGCUCCUUAUUCAUUUUGAGGGAAGUUUUGCUGUGAGAAGAUAUCUUUGGCUGCCAUCACCUCCCAGCCUUCCCGCUUUGUAGUGUUCUUUCUCUGAUUUUCCUUUUCCUGUGUAUUUAUUUUGUUCAAUACAAUUUUUCAAAGAAACAUUGAAGUGCUAUUUUUUGUUUCUCUAUAAAAGCGCCGAGUUUAUGUGCACUCCUGAAGCAAAUGUCUGGGAAACUGGGAAAGAGUGGGUAUCAGUCAUACAACAAAUGUCUAAAUGCCAAUUUACUCUGGAUUGAUGCAGAAGGGCGGUGCUGCAGAUUUGUGCCAUGCUGUGAUUCACACGUUUCUACUCACAGUCUAAAAGGGAACAGGAUGUGAUUUCAACAGAUUUUGUUUCGUUAAGCAUUGUUUUAUUGAAAGCUACUACCAGUGUUUUAAAAUGGGCAAAACCCAAUAGCUGCCACAUCUGUGGAUUGAUGUUCAUGUUUGCGUAAAGAGGGAGGUGCACGGCACAGCUGAUAAACAAGGACCUUGUGAUAAGGCAAUGAACGCUGACUCCUGAGUAAGAUGCUGUGUUAACCGUGGGUCUGUAUCCCACAGAUCUUCUCAUGUACUGCAGCCCAGGUGAGGAGAACAUCCGUGUCCAACCCAGGCCUGAGCAGAGCUGUUGGUGCAUUUCAGCUCCUGUAUAGCGAGCAUCUCCAUGUCCAGCAGGAAAGAACGGAGCUGAGGAGCUACAGAGGCCCAUCAGGAGGUGAGAAUGCGGCUGCUCUGCAGCAUCCCUUCCCUGCUGCACAUCAGCAUCUGCCACAGAGUGGGACUGGGCCAGAGGUGGUUGUUUCUGCCUGAAUUGUGCUGCAGUUCUGGGAGCUGCGAUGAGGGUGUCAUGUAUGAUUCAUCUCCAGGAAUGCUACACCUUUUCCAGAGCUCUGUGUUUUUGCAAAUUACAUUUGGUGCUGCCAGAGGGGAGAAGAUGAGUGGGAAAGUCCUCCCUUGAGACAGUGCCUGAUAGACUGGAUGCUCCUAUGAAACAUGCAGGAAAGCAAGACAGAUAGCACAUACUGUCUGUAUAAAUAUGGCUAGGGCCAUAUCUAGGGAACCUGCUUGAGCUGGGGGUUGGACGAGAUGCUCCAGAGGUCCAUUCCAACCCCUACAGUUCUGUGAUUUUUUCAGUUAACUCCUUACUGAUUGAAUGCUAUACAGGGAACACUGUGAUGAGCGGAGAGCAUCCUUCUAACUGCCGGAAGUUUUUGCUUUCCCCUUGAUGGCAUGUUGAGAUUCAAAGACAUUUACUGUGUUUGCAUCAUUAGAGUGGUUUAAAGAGCUCCUAGAAAUGCAGUGAGUCUUUGGAAAGUUGCCUCUUUAUCCUUUUGAACUGUUACCAGUGGUCAGCUUUAUUUAAGGUAAGAAUUAUUGUUUUGUUUAGACAUCACUGGAGAAUAUAUAGUUUAGAUUUGCUGACAGAGGAUGCCAAAUAUAUGUGUACAAACAGGCACAAAAGAUUCAGAGGGCAGCUCAGCCUGAGCACACUGAUACUGCUGAAGGCCCAUGGGUGUGAUGGGGUUCUUUAGAGGCACAGCACUGCUCUGCUGCAGGAUAUUCCUGGCACCUUUGGGUCCCAACUACACAGAAAGCAAGCCUGAGCUUUUUACUUUGGGCUAGACACAAAUGGCUUCUAAAAGCAGGGCCAGAGCCUGCUUUUGUGUCCAAGGUUGUUCUUUCUUGUCUGAGUGAUAGAAAAUAGCUGUGCACUGAUCUAACAGUGUUCUUUCUUAGGCUGUGCUUUAUCCCUCAUAUAUUAAAAAUGUGGUUGUUCUUAAGAAGCCUAUUUUAAUCUUAGCACUGAGAAAUCGUGGCAGAAAAAGAGGCAACUCUCUCCCCUCCCCAUCCUUUCCCAUGAAGGUAAAACUGCCAAUGGCAAACACGUUGCUUGUACCUUGACAGCUGAUGAUUAAAGCAAGGUAUGGAUGUGCACGGCUUCAUUUGAGAUGCCUUAAACUGAGUACAGUCUGAUGUCCUGUCACAGGAAUUACUGGUUUUUAAGGUUGAAUUUUGAUCUUCUGGCCAGUUCCCUGGAUGGUAGAAUAGCUGAGCUUGGCUGCUGUAAGCCAGCACAGCCAGGGACAGGAGUCAUGGACAUGCCUUGGCUGUUGUCACCAUUCUUCUAAGAAGAAAGUGUUGGACAUUAUUAUGUCCUGCAAGAUUAUAACUUGGCACAGUUAAGGAUGCAGUCGUAUAUUGUGCUGACCCAGUGCCUAAACUAACACUAAGGAUAGCUUUGUAAAUGGGAGUACGGAAAGCAAGUGGAUUGCUAAAAUGUAUUGUAAAUUAUUAUUGUUGGCAUUUUACUACUGAACUGAAGUGGUGAGUUAAAAGGCGUAGUAUGUUUCAUAGCCAAAGCUUCAUUUUAUUGAUGAUAUGGAUAUUUUAUAACUAUUGUUCCCUUCUUUUAGCACAGAGAUCACCUACACUAACGCUUUGUUGAGUGUCAGUGAUUUCUAUGUAAGUGCAUUAAAAGCAGACUGCAGUGGUAUAAAAUGCCAGCUUCUGCUGCUGCUGCCUGAACAAAUCUUUCUUUACUUGUCACAGUGCUGUGUAGUGAAGAGAUACUGUAUCCAUGAACAGUUGUUUCUGCAUGUUUCUUAUGUCUACUGCCGUAGAAUUUUCUGAGUCCUGCUUCCUACAUGGUGUUAGUUUCAGUAGUUUGUCCUCACCACAAGUCUGGAGUGGAAACAGUGUUAGGAGUGAAGUUGGCACCUUUUGUUCUAUGUCUGUAAUAUGGAUGGGAAAAACAAACAAAUCAACCUUUGUCCUGUCUCUCAGCUAUUUAGUUCUGUGAAUUUAAGGUAUUUUGCCAGUGAUGCACGCAUUGUUAAGUUGUGGACUGUUGUGGCUGAAUAAACCAGUAUCACGAAACCUAAA